GCACCGUGAACGUUCUCAGUGGCGUCGCGUUCGUCGCCUUGAAUAACGCGAGCGGUUGUGUAGCUGGAGAUUUGGGUAACCGCGCCUAUCUUACGCAUCGUCAAAUCCGCGAGCAUUAUUAAACUGUUCCUGAAACUUUUUGAAAAGUUGUUCCCGCAGGAUAGAGUGUUUGUUGCGUUUCCUUUCAAUAUAUUUCGACAGACUUUUGCGUUCCAAUGGGUAGCAUGCCGCCGUUUUGUUUGCUGAUGGUGAUCAUAGCCACCUUCGCUACGAUAACAGUUUAUGUCAAUGCAAAUGAUAAUCCAGCUUUGGAGAUCAAACCAGACUUGCCAGUGGUUACCAAACAAGUUGGAAGUAGUUUGGCUUUAACGUGCAGGCCACGUGUACCCGAACCCAACUUGGUAACUCAACUAGAAUGGAGGGAUCCAAGAGGACGCUUGAUAGAAAAUACUAAUUCAGAUGCACCAAUGCAUGCAGAGAAAUUAACAAACGAUCCCGGAUUAGUUUUGGUGUUCCCUAAGCUACAAGAUAAUUUAGGGGGGGUUUACACGUGUCGAGCUUCUUACGCAAGCACACCUUUAGAAGCAACGGUAAAAGUUGUAACAAUAGUUGAUAUUACUUGGCUUGACGCUCCGGAGUAUCAAUAUCCCAUAAUUUCAAAUGAUUACAAAGUAAGAUGUAGAGUCCAAGCAAAUCCAGCUCCGAUCGUGGAUUGGGUUAAAAAUGGUUUAACUUUAAAAUCGAACGAUAAAUACAUCGUUGAAAACGACGGCUUAUUAAUUAAAAAUGUAAAAGAAUCCGAUGAUGGAAUUUACACGUGUCGAGCUGUCGUUCUUGAAUCGGGAAGUUAUGAUCAAAAAAAUAUUAGAGUCGAGGUCCAAAUCCCACCGACGAUCGAAUCAAUUCCAAGUGCUACCGUUGUUGAAGGCGAAUCAGCUUCCGUUGUUUGUAAAGCACAUAGUAAACCGCCAUCGAAUUAUACUUGGAUUAAAGUUGAUUCAAGGGAGGAUUUAUCAAAGAAAGAUCGAUUUGAUGUAAGACCAAAUACGGGGGAAAUGUUCAUAAAUAGAGCGGAAUUUAACGAUAACUCAGUUUAUAAAUGCAUAGCUGAAAAUCCCGCUGGAAGAGCUGAAUUAUCAGUAAACAUAACUGUUAGAGUUAAACCCAGAAUUUUCGAAUUAAUUAACAUAACAGCACCAAUAGGAAACGACACGAAAAUUAUAUGUAAAGCCAACGGAAGACCAACCCCAAAGGUUUUAUUUAAAAAGUUAAGUAGAACUGAUCUUUUCCAAAUCGGUUCUCAACCAUUCGACGAUAGGAUUCUCAUGGAAAACUUUCAUGACAACGAAAAAGGAGAAACUUACGGAAUUUUAACGAUUCGUAAUCUAAGAAGAGCGGACGACGGCCUCUACGAAUGUAUCGCCGACAACGAAAUCGAUAAAGCUUUCAAAAACGGUCACAUAGCCGUCGAAUUCCCCCCGGUCUUCGACAAUACCCUAAACAUUUACGAAGUAUGGACGUGGCGAGACAAUCCCGGCAAUUUAACAUGCGUUGCCGAAUCUUUUCCAAACGCAACGAUAAAAUGGAGAUACAACAACAUUGAAUUAGACGGGAAAAAUCCGAGUAUUAGAAUUGAAGGGACCGGGCCAAAAUCACAAUUGAUCGUGACACCAGGACAACAACAAAAACUUUACGCUCAUUACGAAUGUAUCGCUACGAAUCGAUUGGGGCAAAGCAGUGCGUUGUUCAGUUUAAAAGAAGCUAAAGUUCCCGAUCCAAUUCUUCAAGUUAAAGUUAACAUGGUAACCGCUAGAACCAUUAAAUUUGAAAUUGUUGGACCGCAUCAUUUCACUGGGAUGCCUUUAAGGACGUUUAUUUGUAGAUAUCGAAGGGAUGAUCAACCGUGGGAUUUAGCGAGAAAUAAAACGUGGAGUGUUAAUGCUCCGUAUAUAAUUGAAAACUUAGAACCUCAAAGAACGUAUCAUUUCGCUUUUGCUGCGGGUAACGAUGUGGGAAUCGGCGGUUGGAAUGGACCAGGUGUUGAAUACACAAUGCCGACACGAUCUGUGCCAACAGAGCCUAAAAUUUUAGUAACGCCUGGGGAUUUUGGAAAUGUUCCAUUUCACGAACAAGUCACCGUCAGUCCGUAUGCAGAUCAUUAUGAAUUAAGGUGGAAUGUACCGCAUGACAAUGGAGAUCCUUUGGAUUAUUAUAUUAUCAGAUAUUGUAAGACUGAUAGGAUUAAUGGUGAAUGGAGAGAUUCAGAAUCAGAAUGCAGCUCGGAAAUAACGCAGCCAUCUCAAUUCCAAAGUUACGAGUUAAGCGAUCUUCUACCGGACACAACGUACAAAAUUGAGCUUAGGGCUCAUAACGCGAUAGGUGCGAGUAGCCCCGCACAAAUUAGGGUUAAAACAGCCCGAGGUCUGGAUCAAAUUGUUCAACCCCACGAAACAACAUCGAUAAGCAGCCUGGUGAUCAUCGGUAUCGUAAUUGGAGCAAUUUUCCUCCUUUUAAUCAUCAUCGAUGGGCUAUGUUUUUGCAUUAAUCGAGCUGGAUUACUCGCUUUUUGUUGUGAGUGUAUUCGAGCUAAAAGAAUCGAUGAGGAUGAUUCGAAAGUUUCAAGUUUAUACAGUUGGCGAUUUCCACUGCCUUAUUGUAGUUACAAAGCUGCUCCGGCUCAUCCAAAUUGUCUCAACUUGCCACAACCGAUUAAGUUGGCCUCAACAAACGAGGCUGAAAAAGAACCGUUAAGUCCAGAAAAUCGUGAACAACAAUACAACGCCGAUCCGGAAAAGAAAACUUUAAUGGCUGAAUACGAUGGAAAACAAGUUCAAAUGAAAUCGAUAGAAAUUGGGAAAUAUUCAGCCGUUUAAAACAUUUUUUGCAAAAUUUAUGUUAAAAUUAACUAUGUCUAGGUACACGCAAUUUAAAUGAAAAGCGAAAAAAUUGUUGCGUGUAUCUAAAUACUUUGUAAAAAAAAAUUAAAACUUUUACUUAAAAAAAGUUAUACUCAAAUUAAAAUGUUAUCUCCUACUACUACGAAAAAAUCAUUUUCCUUUUUGUAAAUGUUAAAAUAUAUCAUUAAAAUCAUUAUUAUUAAUGUAAAGAAACGUGCCAAAAAAUUAUUAGCUUGUUCUUGUACUGGUUCCAGCCAAAGUUCUCUAUAUAUAUAUGAAUAAGUAAGUGUAAACAUCUCAGAUAAUAAUAAUUAUUUUUUAAUAAAGUAUCGCUGUGUCUAGCUUAUAAAUAUGAUAGGUAUAAAAGAAGUAAGUAGUUUUUACAGCCUUAGACUUUGUUAACUUGGUUAGAUAAUAAAACUUAUUACUUAUCUAGUUAAUCAAAUUUAAUUUGUACUUAUAGUUACGAAGACUGAAGGACGAUAAAGAACAAAAAAUUAUUUUUUUGUGUAUUAGAUUAAUUUUUACUUUGUUAUGACCGUUUUCUUAAUUUUUAGUUAUUAUUCGUAAGUAUAUCGCGUUGUGCUUUUUUUGCUAAACAUGACAGUAUUACUACAAUUUAUAAUCCGUAAAUAAGAAGAUAUAAUGAAUAAGAAGAGUGUCUUAAUCUUAACCUAACAAAAAAGAAAUAAUGUAACCAACAAAUAAAUAUAAGAUUUUAUUAUAUAAAAAAUCCAUAAAAAAGAAAAUAAAACCAAAAGUAUUAAGUGUAAAGAAAUUAUAAGGUUAUAUUUAUAAUUGUAGCUUUUGAUAUUUGACCAAUAAAUACCAUACAAUGCA
This is a messenger RNA of Onthophagus taurus, 3737 nucleotides long. It is a transcript of the gene Fas2, whose product is annotated as neural cell adhesion molecule fasciclin 2. Gene Ontology annotation, cellular component: neuron projection; plasma membrane; cell-cell junction. Gene Ontology annotation, biological process: cell-cell adhesion. The record is from RefSeq and is a predicted model, not a curated record. Gene Ontology annotation, molecular function: cell adhesion molecule binding. Lineage: Eukaryota; Metazoa; Arthropoda; Insecta; Coleoptera; Scarabaeidae.